This is a messenger RNA of Sphaerulina musiva SO2202, 2501 nucleotides long. Its product is annotated as 18S rRNA biogenesis protein. Gene Ontology annotation, biological process: endonucleolytic cleavage of tricistronic rRNA transcript (SSU-rRNA, 5.8S rRNA, LSU-rRNA); ribosome biogenesis. NCBI's taxonomy places the organism in Eukaryota, Fungi, Ascomycota, Dothideomycetes, Mycosphaerellales, Mycosphaerellaceae. Gene Ontology annotation, molecular function: RNA endonuclease activity. Bases 122 to 1330 code for a protein of 402 amino acids. The transcript has a single exon. Gene Ontology annotation, cellular component: nucleolus. The record is from RefSeq and is a predicted model, not a curated record.
CCCACACUACCUCCUACCUCCUCCUAUGAGCAGCAAAACCGCAACGUACCUCCUGGCCGAGCUUGACAUCUACAGAUCAGCGCCCGAUUUUUAGGACAAACCUCGCGCACACGCUGCAAAGAUGGCUGCCGCUCCGGGCCCCAAAAGAAUCCGAUUCAAAGGCUCGAAGCAUCUGAUCAGUCGCUUGGUACUGGCGACAUUGACAGGGAAACCAGUCGUGAUAUCAGAAAUCAGGAAAUCAAACCCUAGCGCCCCAGGCAUUGCACCGCACGAGAAGUCCUUUCUACGAUUACUUGAUGCGAUCACGAACGGCUCCGAAAGUGCCAUCACGGAGACGGGCACGCAGGUCAUCUACCACCCAGGCCUAAUCACCGGGAGCGCUGCAGGACAUGGCGCAUCGGGAGGUGUCAUACGGCAUGAAGUCGAAGCAGGCUGCUAUCGAGGCGCAAGCUUCUUCCUCAUACCGCUGUGUCUGCUCGCCCCGUUCUCGAAAGCGAAGAUGAACGUUCUAUUGACGGGUCCGGGCGUCAUUACCUCUGCUACGCCGACGGGAGAUGUAUCAGUGGACACAGUACGAACAGCGAUCCUGCCCAUUUUCAAGAGCUUCGGAAUCGACCGCGACCUCGAGCUACGGGUGCUGAAAAGAUCAAAUCCGGGACCAGGUGGUGUGGGAGGAGGAGGAGAGGUACAGCUGGUAUUCGGACAUCAAGUACGGCUACCCAAGACGAUACACUUGCUCGAUGCGGGCAGAAUAAGAAGGAUACAAGGCGUGGCAUAUGCGACAGGAGUGGCGGGUGCGAACAACGCGCGAAUGAUUCACGCAGCAAGAGGCGUGUUGAACGAGUUUGUUCCUGAUACGCGGAUACACUCGGACGUGAGCUCUGCGCCGCUCAUCGCUGCGCCUGAGAGAAACAAUGCACAUGCGAAGAAGAAGAUUGGGCUUGGGUUUGGGCUGAGCUUGGUGGCCGAGUCGAAUACGGGAGCCUUGUACUCGGCAGAUGUCGCGAGUGACUGGAGCGGCGGGGAAGUUCCGGAGGAUCUGGGCAAGAGAUGCGCAUAUCAGCUGCUGGAGUCUAUCGCGCAGGGCGGGUUCGUGUCCAACGUCGCGGCGCCGACCGUAUUGACCAUGAUGGCAAUGGGCAGUGAGGAUGUGGGCAGACUGGCGAUUGGCAAGGAAGUCCUCGGCACAGAACCUGUCGUCCAGCUGGCGAGAGACUUGCGGUCUUUUGGCAUGACAGGCUGGGGCAUCAAGGACAGCGAUGAGGAAGGCGAAGCUUUAGUCUCCAUCGUAGGGCGCGGCGUGGGUAACGUCGGUCGUAAGAUUGCCUGAAUAAAGGCUGCUGCUACUUCUCUCCCACAUACCUACUCUGGCUUCUUGGUGCAUUUUCAUCCCUAUACUGGACUCCUCUUCGGUACCUUGCAUAUGACUUGGAGCAUCACGUCGUUGAUAUCUAAGGCACCCAGGAAGAAGAAAUUCUCGGACUUCUACCAGGUCUGCAUCUGUAAGGUACCUUACCUUGGCUUUACAUACUGCUUUGUCAGGGGCAGUAUUAGAGGGACUUUCUCUCUCACACUGCUUGUCGCUGCCUACCAGCCCCGUCCUCGGCCCUACCACUCCCAAGACUUGAUGAGACGGCACGUGCGUCUCUAAUGGCAAAAGCCGAAUUCCUCAGCCGGAAGAUCAAUUCCAGGUCUGUCUACUCCAUUGGCCCGACUACUUACGCACGCAUUUUGGCCUGCGUCGUCAGUUUGGACUAAAAUACUGUACCAGGCAGGUAGCAGGAGCACUUACAUGGAAAGAUGGCCUUCGACAUUUGCAAUCCAUAGUACUCAACUCUGUAGCAGAGUUGCGCGCUUCGGAUGUGCAAGCUCUCACCAGAAAGAAGAGAAAGAACGGCAUUUCGAAAGCGGUGGUCCCUAGUAUGGGUUGCAAAGUGCCAACGAAGCCGGAGUUGCAUGGAGUCAAUCCUAUACCCCUAGGCGUUAUGCUCGACUAUUUGGCCAUUAUCUGUACUAAGGAGAGAGAAGAGAAAAAGCGAAGCAUUUGGGGUUGCCUGACAAACGCAUUUCAUCGUCACUCUCAAGACUCUCAACUCGCAUAUCGGUUCCAUACAUUCAAACCCGUAUCACCCACAAAUGGAACUGCGGCUGCCCUUCAAGAUGAGACGAGCGCGCUUCUUCUUCUUCCCUCGCGCGAGCAUCAGCAGCGGUGAUGAUGAAGCUGGAUUUUGCGGUAGGACGGACGAUUUUGAAGAUACACAUAUUUGUUAUGGGAAGGUGGAAGAGGAGAAGCGUGGGGAUUUUGAUGACUGGAUACGGCCGUCUAAAAAAAGACAAGAAAAGGACGGAAAAAGAAGAGAAAAACAAAAAUAGCGGUGACGAUCCUUGAGAGGAGAGCUAGGCGUCGUGCAUCUUCGUCACCUGCAGAGCGCAUGUGGUAAUGUAGGUAUCGAUUGCUUGUGAGUAGAAUUGCUCUUCUCGCUUUGCGCAACGAGUUUUUC